This is a messenger RNA of Dictyostelium purpureum, 663 nucleotides long. RefSeq lists its product as uncharacterized. The transcript has a single exon. The coding region runs from base 1 to 663 and encodes 220 amino acids. Lineage: Eukaryota; Evosea; Eumycetozoa; Dictyosteliales; Dictyosteliaceae. Gene Ontology annotation, biological process: vacuolar proton-transporting V-type ATPase complex assembly. The record is from RefSeq and is a predicted model, not a curated record.
AUGGUUGGAAGACCCAAGAAAUCAGAACAAAAAACAACCGCCGAAGAUCAAAUUUCAGUUAGUCGUAGCGGUAGAAAAAUUAUUAGACCAGGUGAAACCCCACAACAAGAAGCACCAAUAAGCAAUAAUAAAAAGAAAACAAAUAAGGCUAAAGACAGUGAUGAUGAGGAACAAGAAAACCCAAAAAUUACAACAAGAAAAACAGCUACCCCAAAAAAACCUACCCCAAAAAAAAGUAAUAAAAAACAACAACAAAAGGAAAUUAGUAGCGAUGAAGAGGUUAUAGAGGAAGUUGAGGAAGAAGAAGAAGAAGAGGAAGUUGUUCAAGUUAAACCAAAAGUUUCAAAAAGAAAAGGUAAAGGAGCCUCUUCAGCUGAAUCAUCAUCAUCAACAUCUGGCUCAAAUAGUGCAACCAAAAAGUAUACAGCAACUGAAUUACAAAUAAUUCAAUCAGAAAAUAGAAUGGUUUAUAUCAAGUUCUUUAUUUUUUCAUUUUUAAUGGUUUUAGUCCCAAUUAUUGCUUUCAAACUUGUCAAUGGUAUGAUUGGCGAUUAUUUGGGUAUCAACAGACAAGAUAGAGUUUCAUACGCCGGUUUUGCUUCGCUAGGUGGUUUGGUUUCGGUUGUUGCUGCAUACUGUAUAAUGGCAUAUUAUGAAAAAUAG